Messenger RNA from Dromiciops gliroides (monito del monte), 1262 nucleotides. RefSeq names its product C-X-C motif chemokine receptor 5 (gene CXCR5). The record is from RefSeq and is a predicted model, not a curated record. The transcript is spliced from 2 exons. Gene Ontology annotation, biological process: G protein-coupled receptor signaling pathway; B cell activation; chemotaxis. Lineage: Eukaryota; Metazoa; Chordata; Mammalia; Microbiotheria; Microbiotheriidae. Gene Ontology annotation, cellular component: membrane. The coding region runs from base 1 to 1164 and encodes 387 amino acids. Gene Ontology annotation, molecular function: C-X-C chemokine receptor activity.
AUGCAGCAGGUGGACAUUCAUGCUGCUAUGAACUAUCAAUUUACCCUGGAUAUGGAGGCCAUUAGCAUCAACAUGGGGGAUCUGUUUCCAGCCCUGGAUUUCAGUAACUAUAGCAACUAUAGCAACGACCUGCCAGGGUCGAGGGAUGACUAUUUAUGCCCUGAUGACCAUGGCUGGGAAGACCAGCUGAGCUCCAAGGCAGUUUUUGUGCUGGUGGCCUAUAGUGUCAUCUUCCUUUUGGGCAUGAUGGGCAAUGCCUUGGUGCUAGUGAUUCUCAAGAGCCAUCGGAAGGCCCGAAGUUCCACUGAGACCUUUCUGCUCCACCUGGCUGUGGCCGACCUCCUCCUUGUGCUCACCCUGCCCUUCGCCGUGACAGAGGGAGCCGUGGGCUGGGUGCUUGGGGCCUUCCUCUGUAAGACCGUGAGCGCCCUGCACAAAAUCAAUUUCUACUGCAGCAGCUUGCUUCUGGCCUGCAUUGCCGUGGACCGCUACCUGGCCAUCGUUCGCGCAGUCCAUACCUACCGCCACCGCCGCCUCCUCUCAGUGCAUGUCACCUGCGGUGCUGUUUGGCUGGCUAGCAUCCUCUGUGCCCUGCCUGAGCUCUUAUUUGUGACGGUCAGCAAAAGUGGCACCAAUGGCUCUGCUACCUGCAGUUUCUCUGGCCAAGGCCUGGCGGGCAGUGAUGCGUGGCUCACCUCCCGCUUCCUGUACCACAUAGGGGGCUUCCUCAUGCCUCUGCUGGUGAUGGGCUGGUGCUACAUGGGGGUGGUGAGGCGCCUGUGCCAGGCCCAGCGGCGACACCAGCGGCAGAAGGCAGUCAAGGUAGCCAUUCUGGUGACGGGAGUUUUUUUCUUCUGCUGGUCCCCUUAUAAUGUGGUCAUAUUCCUGGACACACUGGUGAUGCUGGGUGCUGUGCCCAAGUCCUGCCAAUUGGAUGACCACCUUGCAACAGCUAUCACCACGUGUGAGUUCUUGGGCCUGGCUCACUGCUGUCUCAACCCUGUGCUUUAUACCUUUGUGGGUGUAAAGUUCCGAAGUGACCUAAUUCGCCUGCUGGGGAAGCUGGGUUGUAUGGGCCCUGCUGCCCUCCACCGAUUCCUCCCCAGUUGGCGCAAGAGCAGCAGCUCAGAAUCAGAGAAUGGCACCUCUAUCACCACCUUCUAGGGCCCAACACCUCUCCCCUUCCAAGGAUGGAGAGGGAUCCCAGUUUUUUCUGGACUGACCCUGUCGAUGAGGGUCUGCAUUAGAGUCUGAUUAUCACU